AUGAAGCUCACUGCUAUCGUCUCUACUGUCCUCUGCCUGGGCGCAGCUCACCUGGUCGCUGCUGACCAGACCUCGACCCUGACCACCACCGUCACCAAGACUCUGGUCCGCGUCAACGCUGUCACUCCUACUGCAGCACCUACCUCGUCCGUUCCGCUCAUCCACACGAGCACCCCCGUCGCCAGCAGCACUCUGGUCCCUAGCACCUCCGCUGCCACCUCCACCGCUGCUCCCUCCGACGAGCCCGUCCACACCGGUGCGGCCGCCAGCUUCGGAGGCAACAUGCCCGUCGCUCUGGCCGGUGGUGCCGUCGCUCUCCUCUUCGGCGCUCUCUAA
Molecule: messenger RNA, 336 nt
Organism: Aspergillus mulundensis
Lineage: Eukaryota; Fungi; Ascomycota; Eurotiomycetes; Eurotiales; Aspergillaceae
Exons: 1
Coding region: 1-336 (111 amino acids)
Source: RefSeq, a predicted model, not a curated record